This is a messenger RNA of Histoplasma mississippiense, 495 nucleotides long. RefSeq lists its product with no specific name. Bases 1 to 495 code for a protein of 164 amino acids. The record is from RefSeq and is a predicted model, not a curated record. The transcript is spliced from 3 exons. Lineage: Eukaryota; Fungi; Ascomycota; Eurotiomycetes; Onygenales; Ajellomycetaceae.
AUGGGAGGAGUUGCCACUCGUCAGUGUCUCCUGCGACCUAGUGAUAUGGGACCCUUUGAACAAGUAUGGUAUUUCCUCGAGGCACUUUAUUUAGAGCAGAGAAACAUCGACUGUAUCACUACCAUGUUUAUGGAUGGAGGAGUGCCUUGUCUUUCCGGCCGGACGAGGUAUCCUUGGAGCACAUAUGCUGUAUUCCUUACAACCCCCUUUCAGCUGACCCUAAUAACUGAACCUCUCCUGAUAUGGCUCUGCCACAAGAGGACUGAGACAUAUGCCGCCCCAUAUCUUCCCUCAAUGGCGCAGCUCUUUGCAUUUAUCGCUUUCACCAAAUUCGUCAAGCUGGUUGGCCAUUACCGGCGGCAUCCGCGGGAUCUUCUCUUGUUGCCCGUCUCCAUCCUCUUCGGCUAUGUCCACAGUUUGAUCAAGAUAUACUCAUUUUUCACCCUUAGCAAGGCUACAUGGGGCAAUCGAAAGGAUGCUAAUAUCAAGCUGUAG